Molecule: messenger RNA, 928 nt
Organism: Entrophospora sp. SA101
Lineage: Eukaryota; Fungi; Glomeromycota; Glomeromycetes; Entrophosporales; Entrophosporaceae
Source: the annotation of a GenBank genome assembly
GCAAGAUUUGAUAAAAUACAAGCAGCAAUCAACUCGAAUCAAAAGGAAAAAUUGGAACAAGAUCUCAAGAAAGAAAUUAAAAAACUUCAGAGGCAACGUGAUCAAAUAAAAGCAUGGAUAUCUUCAAAUGACAUUAAAGACAAACGUGCAUUAAUUGAUAAUAGACGUUUAAUAGAGCAGCAAAUGGAAAAAUUUAAAGCAUGUGAAAAAGAAAUGAAAACUAAAGCCUAUUCAAAAGAAGGUUUGCAACAAUCUGUUAAAAUGGACCCAAAAGAGAAGGAGAAAAUGGAGACUUGUGAAUUUGUAGCAAGUCAGAUUGAUAUUCUCAGCGCACAGAUUGAAACAGCCGAAGCUGAAGCUGAAAGUUUGCAAAGUGCUGUUAAGAAAGGAAGAAAGGAUAUUCAAAAGGUUGAACGUCUGACUGAAGUUGAUCAUCUAAUAGAGAGGAAUAAGUGGCAUGUUAAUCGUUUAGAAUUAAUAUUAAGAUUAUUAGAAAAUGGAAAUAUUUGUCCUGAAAAGGUUAUCCAAAUCCAAGAAGAUAUCAAAUAUUACGUUGAAAGUAAUCAAGAACCUGAAUUUGCAGAAGAUGAAAAUAUAUACGAAGAUUUAAAUCUCGAAGAAGAAGAAGAAUUAUACGCGAUUGCAAUUGCAAAUGAGGAACAUCACAGCAGUCACGACUCUGUUACUGAUGAACCAUGGACACCACAAAAGGAGGCAAGAAUCAAUCUUUUAUAUAUCCAAAUGGCAAUGGCAUUUGCAUUAAUUGUGCCAGCCUAUUUGGAUGGACCAAUGUGUGAUCUUAAUGCUCAUUUAAGCCCAGUAACAUCGCUGACGUCGAGGGUCACUGUUCCUAAAAAUACUGUACCUCUUCCAUCGAGAAAAAGUAGCAAUGCAAAUGAAUCCUUGUCAACGUGGCUUAAGGAAGAAG